UUCCAGCCAUAGACAUAUAUAUCUAUGCUUCCAGCGCCAUGUGAGUAAAAACCAAGCGACGUAAACGUGGUCAUUGAAAGUACACUAAAACAACUUUUUUUAAUUGGAUUAAGAAAACUUUAGAGGGGGAUAAAUCUUCGGUUUUGGAUUGAGCGUGGACUCGGGUUUUGGAAAGUAUGUUUAAUGAAGACGAGGACUGGAAUGAUGCUGCAGACCUUCUGAGUGAAAGGUCUCUGCAAAAGACGCCAAAUAACAGCGACAGCAUCAAUAUAAAUUCCAAAAGCGUUGGAAAGAAGAGUCUAUUGCGGACCCUGCAAACGCUGGGAUCAGUACCUGACUGGAAGGAUGAUGACGUCUGCCAUCUGCCUGACAGCGACAGCGAGGAUGAAGCCACCAGGCCUCACACGAAGAGGAAGAAGAAAAGAAGGAAAAGGACAAAACAAGGCACAACUACGGAAGAGCAGAACGACAACAUGGAUGUCAAGGAGAAGAAAAUUGCAACCAAAAUUAAAAAAACUGGGGUCCCAAAGGCUAAAAACACAACUGCAGGCAAGACAAAGAGCAAAGAGACUCCAAAAUUGGAAAAGCAAGCAGGCGACAUGCAGAAACUAAACCGGCAGCAGUGGAAAAACAAGAUGAAGAAUAAGAGGAAAUGCAAAAACAAAUACCAGCCUAAUAAUUGUGAAAAGGAAGUAGAGACAGCAAGUAAACCGUUGCAAACAACACGUUUAUGUGUCAGCAAAAACAAACAAUUUCACCAAGCGGAACUGCCGGAUGAGAAAAAGUCGAAGAAGCCACAAAAAAGGAAAAACACUGAGAAGGAAACAGAGACGAUACCAAAAAAAAGAGCCAACAAGAAGGGCGUCAUUGCCAAAUGUGAUGAAGUUGUCAUGAAUGGAUAUAAAAAGGAAGCGGAUAAAAUCGAGGUAAAACCCCAAAUGAGCAAAGCAGAGAUGCUGAAACGUGAGCAACUUCGGAAGAUUCUCCAGCGCCACGAAACGGAGAAAAAAGAAGAAGAAGAAGCAGCAGCGGUGGUGGUGGCGGCGUCAGAAAAGGUGACAGUGGCGGACGAGGGGGGAGAGAAACCGGACCGCUCCGCCUCCCUCCGCUCUCGCAUGGAGCAGCGCUUGGAGUCGGCUCGCUUCCGCUACAUCAACGAGGUCCUGUACAGCAGCACCAGCGGUGCGGCCGUGCGGAUGUUUCAGCAGGAUCCCGACGCCUUCUGGGUCUACCACCGGGGAUACACGGCGCAGGUGCAGAGGUGGCCCACCAACCCCGUGGACGCCAUCAUCGCGUACAUUCGCCAAAAAUCGUCCUCACUGGUGGUGGCUGACUUUGGCUGCGGCGACUGUAAGAUAGGACGCAGCGUCAAGAACAAAGUGCACAGCUUCGACCUGGCGGCGACCUGCGAUCUGGUCACUGUGUGCGACAUGGCCAACGUGCCGCUGAAGGACAGCUCGGUGGACAUUGCCGUCUUCUGCCUGUCGCUGAUGGGAACCAAUCUGGCGGAUUUCAUAGCGGAGGCCAACCGUGUCUUAAAGAAAGGGGGUGUGCUGAAAGUGGCCGAGGUGGCGAGCAGAUUCGAUGACGUCAGGAGCUUCCUCAGCGCAAUGGCCAAGUUGGGAUUCAAGAUGGCGUCCAAGGAUACAGCGAACACUCACUUCUACUCGUUUGAAUUCGUCAAGACGGGCAACGCUUCAGAAAACUUGAAGAAAAUAGGACUGCAGUUGAAGGCCUGCUUGUACAAGAAACGAUGAAACAGAUUUUUACUAAAAUUGACUUGUAAUUACAUAUUUUAUUUCUGUCAAUGUUUUAAUAAAAAAAAAAGCAAUAUAUUAAAAUACAAAC
Molecule: messenger RNA, 1848 nt
Organism: Entelurus aequoreus (snake pipefish)
Lineage: Eukaryota; Metazoa; Chordata; Actinopteri; Syngnathiformes; Syngnathidae
Gene: rrp8
Product: ribosomal RNA processing 8
Exons: 8
Coding region: 177-1757 (526 amino acids)
Biological process (GO): rDNA heterochromatin formation; regulation of transcription by glucose; cellular response to glucose starvation
Cellular component (GO): nucleolus; chromatin silencing complex; rDNA heterochromatin
Molecular function (GO): methyltransferase activity
Source: RefSeq, a predicted model, not a curated record